Messenger RNA from Oncorhynchus kisutch (coho salmon), 14238 nucleotides. RefSeq names its product serine/threonine-protein phosphatase 6 regulatory ankyrin repeat subunit C. NCBI's taxonomy places the organism in Eukaryota, Metazoa, Chordata, Actinopteri, Salmoniformes, Salmonidae. Bases 152 to 3355 code for a protein of 1067 amino acids. The record is from RefSeq and is a predicted model, not a curated record. Gene Ontology annotation, molecular function: protein binding. The transcript is spliced from 28 exons.
AACGCACACUUGUGUCUAUCAGAGCAAUAACAACGGCGAGCAAACACGCCACAGAACAAACCCUUCCCCGAAUAAUUGCCCCUAUAACACAUAUCGCAGUUACAUCUCCACCCGAUCCUAAUGAAGAAGCUUCGGCCUGACUGACUGGGAGAUGGGAGUACAAAACAUAACAGACCAGACUCCACUGGUCCAGGCUAUAUUUAGCCGAAAUGCAGAAGAAGUGAAGUUUUUGUUGCACAAGAAUGAAGAGGUCAAUGCACUGGACCAAGAACGCCGUACCCCCUUACAUGCUGCUGCGUGUUUGGGUGACGUUCACAUUAUGGACCUUCUCAUUAAUUCAGGUGCUAGUAUUAACGCUAAGGACCAAGGCUGGCGGACUCCCCUGCAUCGGGCAGCUGCCUCACAGAACGAAAAGGCCGUGGGGCUGCUGCUGAGACAGGAUGCGGAGGUCAAUGCCCGGGAUAAAUUCUGGCAGACGCCGUUGCAUGUGGCUGCAGCCAACCGGGCCACACGCUGCGCUGAGGCUCUCAUCCCCAAGCUGAGCAGCCUGAACGUGGCGGACCGCUCCGGCAGGACUGCUCUGCACCACGCUGCACACAGCGGCCACGUGGAGAUGGUGAAUUUGCUCCUCAACAAAGGGGCCAACCUGAGUGCCAGCGAUAAGAAGGAGAGGCAGCCAAUCCACUGGGCCGCAUACCUCGGGCAUCUGCAGAUCGUGAAGCUUCUUGUGUCGCGGAGCGCGGACGCCAUGUGCAGGGACAAGCGCGGUUAUACCCCGCUCCACGCUGCAGCUGCCAGCGGCCAGAUUGAGGUGGUCAAGUACCUGCUGCGGCUGGGGUCAGAGAUUGAUGAGCCUAACGCCUUUGGGAACACAGCGCUCCACAUGGCGUGCUACACGGGCCAGGAGGCGGUGGCCAACGAGCUGGUGAACCGCGGCGCCAACGUCAACCAACCUAACCACCACGGUGGCACGCCGCUACACCUGGCCGCUGUCUCAACCAACGGGGCACUCUGCCUCGAGCUGCUAGUCAACAACGGCGCUGACGUCAACAUGCAGAGUAAAGAAGGGAAGAGCCCUUUGCACAUGGCCGCUAUUCACGGGCGCUUCACCCGCUCCCAGAUCCUUAUCCAAAACGGUGGGGAUAUAGACUGUGUAGAUAAAUAUGGCAAUACUCCUCUUCACGUUGCUGCUAAGCACGGCCACGAGCUGCUGAUCAGCACCCUGAUGACUAACGGUGCUGACACAGCCAGACAAGGGAUUCAUGGGAUGUUUUCGUUGCAUUUGGCUGUGCUCUAUGGGUUUUCAGACUGUUGUCGCAAGUUACUCUCCUCAGGUCAGCUGUACAGCAUUGUAUCAUCUCUAAGCAACGAGUAUGUUCUGUCAGCCGGGUUUGACAUCAACACCCCAGACAGCCUGGGGAGGACCUGCCUGCACGCCGCUGCCUCUGGAGGAAACGUUGAGUGUCUUAACUUGCUGUUGAGCAGUGGUGCCGACUUGAGUAAAAAGGAUAAACUGGGAAAAGCUCCUUUGCACUACGCUGCUGCGAAUGGGAGCUACCAGUGCACGGUUGCCCUGGUGAGUGCUGGUGCCGAGGUGAAUGAGCUGGACCAGAAAGGCUGCAGCCCCCUGCACUACGCUGCCGCAUCGCAGACCUUCUGCCGAGUGGACAGACAUUACUCAGUCGGACACCAGAGUGAGGAGAGGGCGAAGGAGGAUUUUUUUUGUUUGGAGUAUCUGCUGGAUAACGGGGCUGACCCGGCUCUGAGGAACACCAAGGGUUACAGCGCAGUCCACUACGCAGCAGCCCACGGAAACAAGCAGAACCUGGAGCUGCUCUUGGAGAUGUCGUUCAACUGUCUGGGCGACGUGGAGAGCAGUGUUCCAGUUAGCCCUUUGCACUUAGCCGCGUAUAACGGUCACUGUGAGGCGUUGGGGGUGCUGUCUGAGACGCUGGUGAGUCUGGACGUUCGGGAUGCGGGGGGGCGCACCGCCCUGUACUUGGCGGCCCAGAAGGGACACGCUCAGUGCUUGGAGGUCCUGCUGUCCCAUGGGGUCUCCUGCCACCUCAGGGAGCGCCGCAACAAGUGGACCCCACUCCAUGUCGCAGCUUCCAACGGCCAAACAGACUGUCUGCUCAUGCUGGUCAACCGAGGGGAGAAGGCUGACAUCAUCGACAUUGCCGACGUACAGGGACAGACGGCCCUGAUGCUGGCAGCUCUGGGCAGCCACACUGACUGUGUCCACAUCCUGCUGGAGAAGGGAGCCGGGGUCGACGCCGCCGACAAGCGAGGCCGCACUGCCCUACACAGAGCUGCGGUGAUGGGCAGUGAGGACUGUGUGUCGGCCCUGCUGGAGCAUGGUGCUUCGGCUCUGUGCAGGGAUUUCCGGGGGCGCACCCCCCUGCACCUGGCCGCCUCCUGCGGUCACAUGGAGCUCCUGCGCAGCCUGCUGCAGGGCGCCACACGCACCGACCCCCUCGACUCAAUGCUGGACUACAGCGGAUACACUCCCACCCACUGGGCCGCUUACCACGGGCACGAAGACUGUUUGGACGUUUUACUUGAACACAAACCUUUUAGUAUCCAGGAAGGAAACCCCUUCACCCCAUUGCACUGUGCUCUAAUAAAUGGCCAUGAUGGUGCUGCUGAACUACUGGUAGAGAUGGUCGGACCUCAGAUGGUGAACAUCAGAGACGCCAAAGGAAGGACCCCGUUGCAUGCAGCUGCCUAUUCGGAGAGUGUUGGCGGGCUGCAGCUGGCCCUGGUCCAGGGGGCAGAGGUCAAUGCCGUGGACACCACAGGACGCUCCGCCCUGAUGGUUGCCGCCGACAACGGACGGACCACAGCCGUCGAGAUCCUGCUGCACCAGGCCAAGGCAGACCUGACUCUGCUGGAUGUCAACGACAACACCGCCCUUCACCUGGCCUGCAGCAAGGCUCAUGAGAUGUGUGCCCUGUUAAUCCUGGGAGAGAUCAGCGACCCCUCCCUCAUCAAUGCAACAAACAGUGCACUGCAAAUGCCCCUUCAUAUCGCAGCGAGGAACGGUCUGGCUACAGUGGUCCAGGUGCUCCUCAGCCAGGGGGCAGCUGUGAUGGCUAUAGAUGAGGAGGGCCACACCCCGGCCCUGGCCUGUGCCCCUAACAAGGACGUGGCGGACUGCCUGGCCCUGAUCCUCUCCACCAUGAAGCCUUUCCCUCCCAAAGACGCCAGCGCCGCCGCCUCCUUUGGCCUCAACCUGCUGAAGCACUGUGGCAUCGCCACCACCUGCGGGCCCCUGCCCAACGGCACCCUGCACCACGCCUACGCCAAGGACCGCCACGGCACCGCCGGCCUGGACGGCUGCUUCACCGAGUGAAGCGAACCCCCAACCUGUUUCCCUCAGACCUCCCUACCCUGUCCCCUUAUAUCUUUAACUAGCCAGAUCUGCCCUCUUUAAUCCACUAUGAUCCGGGGGACCCCCCCCUUCUAACACACACAACAAGAGCAGGAAUAUACUUUGAAUUACAUGUGUGUAUGUGAGCGUGUGCGUUUGGAUGUGUGUGUUUGGAUGUGUGUGUCGGUAUAUGUGCGUGUGCGUUUGUCUGUGUGUUUAAAGAAAAACUAAAUCCCUUAUGGGUGCAGUCAAACCUAUAUGCAAUUAUUUGCCUCUCCUCUGUGGCAUAUCGUCUCUGUCGUCGCUAGCCUGGCCUUAGGUCAGACACCCUCUGUCCAGUGUCCAGGACAGAGCACGUCACUGAGUCCCUCUGAAUCGUACCGGCAGAGUUUCUGUAUCAUCAAGUUAUCACGGUUUUGUUGAAUUAACAGAUUCACAAGCAUGUGUAAUAAGCUACGGUCGAAAUUAAUUCUAAAUUUAAAUUAUUGUGAAUUUUUGAUAUUGCACUUCAACAACGAAUGAACUUACCUCGCAAAUCCCAGUGAAAGCGAUGACCUAGUAGGAGAACGGUGCCUCGCCAACUUCUACUCUGACUGAAACUGGUGCAAUAUGCAGCAUGUGUGGGUAUUUCCAGUGCUGUGCCUCUCUCCGAAGACUAGAAUAAAACUGAAGUAGUAGAGCGAGGGAAAGAACGGGAGAGAGUGAUAGACCGUCGCUGGGUUUGACUGUACAGUUAAGAGUCUGGGUGAGUUGAGAGCUCUGCAGAGAAGCCCAUGGAUUUGAAAACAAGCGGUGACAAGCUGGUGUUGACUCACCUAGAAGUCCGACAAUAAGUCAGAUGCCUGACUUUUGUUGGCUGGGUUUUUCUGCAUUAGCCCCCUCUCACUGAGUCCAUACUGAAGGGAGUCGUUGUGGGUCUUGCCUGAACCCCACUCCCAUUCGUCACUGUCGUAGAAUACUUUUGGUACCUUAAGGCGGUUCCAAGACGUUUCUGGAUAUUUAACAAUGUUGUGCCUAUGGAAUACUGAGAGACAACCACAACCCCUUAACCUCACCUAGUUUAUACCCUCUGAUCUCCCACCUGAUUCCUGAUUAUUUAAGAUUUUAAAAGAGAACAAUGCUAGUGGGACAUUUUUAAAGGAUGAAAUGUAGAUUUGAAGAGAAAUGGGUUUAGCACACAUACUGAACAGCAUAAGCUAUUUUUGUUGCUGUCGUAUAAACACUUGUUUACAUAAUGUAAAUGGUCGUCGUAUUUACUUGUGAUUCGACAGUCUAUGUUUGCACAAUAAGGCCAUGCUUCCAGUAGGAAAAUAAAGAGCGAAGACGUGUUUUCAAUAUAGCUGCUAAAAUAUUGCUGCCUUUUCCAUGGAUUCUAUUCACGGUUUCUGUCAAUGCGGGUCUACAUUUGGUGUGUACAUUUUUUUUUUUCAUUAUUGGGAAGCAAUAUUUAAACAGACUUCAAAUUCUGUUUUUACCUCAACAUUGGGGAUGACUUCAAGUUUUCAAGAAAAUAAUUUGCACUACCUCCAAAGUUAAAGUAUUAUUUUUCAAAUGGAAUAGGUAGAAUGUUUUUAAUUGUUUUUCUAUUCUUUCCAAACAGCCAUACUUGAAAAAAAAAAGGUAAUCCCAAUCAAACGGCAUGCGCUGUAAUCCUCCACGUUGAUAGGCAUAGCAUUGGGAGUUGUCAAAAGUACAGCCAAAAACACAAAUGCAUUCCUUUUCAAUUUUAAUUAGGCACGUCUUGUACUUACCUCAAAGAUUUUAACAACGCAACUCAUUGACUCCUGUUUGGGCCACACUAUAGAUCCAUGAAUUUUUGUUGAUAGCUUCUCUGUCGCCUUUUGCACAGUAGUUGAAUCCGUAUAGUUUUAAGGGUAAUCAGUUGAUUACGCUAUUUAUGGAGAUUGUUAGUUAUGUUCAUCUGAACAGAAUUCAAAAUGAUGUUCACUCCAUUUGUAAUUGUUUUCUUGAGAUUGUAAAGACCCCCCCCCCCCCCCCAUUCAUAAAGUAAUUUUAAUAUUGAAAAGGAGAAAGUAUGUUUAAAUCCAUGGUGUACUGUAACAUUCUGCAUUAGCCUGCCUUGUAUCUGUAUUUUACAUAUUACAUAAAUGUAGUUAGAUGGCAAAAUUGCACAAGUAGUGUUACUGUACCGAUGCAUAUCUUUUCUCUUAACAGUACACCAUAUUGACAAAGUGUGGCUGACACAAAAACACACAUACAUAUAUUAUGUUGGUACGGUUAUGUAUGGACAGCUACUUUUUUAAAUGUUUUGAGAUGACAAUCAGCAUCACAAGGGCUUUUUAUUUAUAAGUAAAUGCUUUUCGGAAGUUGUUUUUAAGAAGUGUCUUUCGGGAUUUAGUUUAUUUGAGUCAUUGAGUAUUUCUUUACACCCGUUUUGAAGUAUGUGUGCUCCCAUUUCUCUUUUUCGGCAACAAGAACACCAUGUUGAAAUGUCUGGUACAAAUACCUCCAUUGUGUUAUACACUGACAACCUUAACCCUCUUCCUCUGUUACAUUGUUGUUUCUCUCUGGAUAUGCCUCAUUCCUAUUAUCAGUUGUCACCUAGAAUUGUUCUCUUUUGAAUGGAAUAUCAAAAUCAUUUUGCACAUCUCUUUUAGAUGUACGUACUAUUCAUUAUAUUAAGAGAGAAAAAAAGUUGAUGCAUCAAUUUCUGAAUCAUAUUUCAGCCUGAGAUUCAUUGUCAGCUCCUGGUGCAUUCAAUCAUAGGGCUGGGAAGGAACUGUGUUUUAAAAAAGGAAAAUCUGAUCUUGCACCUAUUCAGAUGCCAGUAAUGUUAUUCCACAAGGUUUUUAAUGUCAAAGCCUUUAAAAAAAAAAAAAAUAAGAUGACAAAGUCGAUAUUCUUUACAUGAUGUAGGAAUAGCAAAUUCCAAAACCAGUGUCGUUGUUCCUCAUAUUUAUACUAAUAUGCUAAAAAAAUGAUUGUAUUAAGCUACCUGAAAUUUUUGUGGCAUUUUACAUAAGCCUUUUUAUAUGAUGUCAGAGAAGGUUUAGGCCCAGUUCGAUGAGGUGAGAUCACAUCGAAUAGUAAGCCAUUUAAUAAUGUUCUAGGGUGAAUUGCGAUGUUAAUUAUAAUUGUUGCGUUGAUUUAAAUGAGAAUAGGAACUUACUAGAUCACUUUUUUUUCUCUCCCCUAUAUUGUGUGACAUUUCAUUGACCGUGGAUUUGGUGUAGCCUACGGUUUUGUUGUCGUUAGGCUGGUUAGACAUGACAUUGAAAACCCCAAUCUCCCUUUUGGAAUAAGUUUUAAUGUGAAACCGAAUCCCUUAUUGAUCAAUCGGAUGCCUAAAGACAUACACAUAAAGAGUUAAAGGACUAAAUUCAUGAAGCCCCUUCCCCUUUUUUAAAUUGUCUUAUUUCCUCCCUCCCUAUUUACCUAUUCUGUUUACACUGUGGGCAUAGAUGAACCUAGUAUUGUGAUCUUUGGGGCCAUAGAAUGUCGGCAAGCAUUUAAGAUUUUCAGUGAUGCAACAAAAACAACCAUUUUCACUCAGUCCUGACCCAAAGCACUUAUUUCAAGAAUAAGCACUUUUGUAUAUUUAAUAUCUCUGUGUAUUUAUGUAUACCGGUACAUACAGUAUGUUACCUAUGUAGAUAUAAACUUCUAUUUAGGGAGAACAAUACCUUCAGUGGAGAGAUGAGAGUACAUGAACUGGUGACUGAUCUUCACAAUCAUGUGUGAUGUGCUUGUGGGAGAGACACUGUUUAAUUGGAGGGGCAUGUUUCUCUUUAGGGUUAGCAUAAGAGAGCAGUGAAAAGUCUAUGGUCACACCUUGGUGUGCACACGUGUGCAGCAAAAAAAAAACACAUUUCAAAUGGAAAAUUAUACUUGCGCUGCCUUUCAUUGAGUUGCCAAAAAGCAGGGGAUGAAACUGAAAAACACUUGACUUUACCGAAUUUGAGAUAUUACGUACAUUUGCAGACAUCUUAACUAAGCCAUAUUAGUCCAUUGCUGACAAAAACGUGAAUGUAUGGUCUAAAUUAUGGCAGGGGUUUUGGUUUUCGAGUAACUGACUUUUGCCGCACUGUUUAAGUUAAGUUCUAGAAAUGAUGGGAAAAUAAUGAAAAAUGAACUAAAGCAAAAUAAUCUUUACCUCUGCCUCCUCAUGCAUAGAUGUUGUAGGAUUGUGUUUCUUCUUUUGAUAUGAAGGGAUGGCUAACUAAUUUGUGCCAUUGAAGGGUAUUAUUGCAUUCUGCAGAUGGGUUAGCCUAUAAAAACGUGGUACAUCCAGCAUAUAUAUGCCUUACGUUUAGCGGUACAAGCCUCACUCCAAUAUAAUCAUUUUGACUCUUAAAAAUCAUUUGGUGAAUGAUACUUUUAGUUCCUCUCUAGCUUUUGUUUGUCAACAAUGGGCACUAGCGCUAAUAGCCGAGCUAUCCCUCUUAACCAUGGACUCACCAUGGACUGCCUUUACAAUACCUCUUAGAAAUGAUAUAUAGUUGUUUUGCUACUGUAUGUUUUGUUUGUAGUGCGUAGCCGAUUUAUACAUUUGGGAAUGUGUCCGUUUUUGUCUAUCAAAACAGUCGACCUUAAUAACUCCCCAUUCUGUUACCUAGACUCACAAGUGCCGUAGAAAUACCUGUUUGUCUAUGAAAAAAGGAAUUGUCUUUGAUUCUCAGUGGAGAUGGUAUUUGUGUGAUGCUCAACACAAAGAGAGGAAUCAUGUUUUUUUUGGGGGGGGGGGGGGGGGAUUAGAUUGUGCUUCAUCCUUUAUAAUUCAUCCUUUUUUAUGAAGGUAGAAUUGUAAUUCUGGAUGGCAUCUAAUGAAUUUAACUAAUGUAUCAAUUAAACAGGUUUUGGUUGAUGUUUCACAUGCAACAUCUGAAAUGUUAUCAGUAUGGUAUGGAAAAGCAUCUGUGUAGAAUUUUUUUGUGUUGUAAAGGACGAUAAUACCUUACAAUGGCUCAAAUGGCAAAGAUGGACAACUUUCUCAAAAUGCUUCAGUUUGUAGGAAUGAGAGACAUGGGCGCUUUGGCCAGUGGAUGGAGUGAAAUAGAUAGCAUUAGAUAAUUGUGAAUGUGCAUGGUGGAAGACUGAUCAAGUCCAAAUUUUAUUUUGAAAAAGCAGUAUGGGUAGUAGGGUAGAAGAUGGUAAAAUUGCACAUAAGUAAUUGAGUCCGAGUACUGUAAACUGAGUUACAGGAGAAGUUGGGCAAAGAACAAUUAAAAACUUUGGAAGGAAGCAGAUUCAACACAUCAUUUAUUUCCUUUUAUUUUAUUUGUAUAGAUUAAGAGUAUUUAUGGAUUUUGGGCAACUGACAAAAUGUUGCCAUCAGAUAUGUGAGUGGAAAGUAGGGUCGCGUUAAAAUUGGAGAAUAGGAAGAACAUACACUAUUGGUAUAGUGGCCUAAUGUAGCUGCCUUUAUCUUGAUGAGACACUAUGGUCCUUUAGUGAGAAAGCAUUCAUAUGGUAUCGAACACAUGUCAUGCUGAUUCAAUAACCUCUAAAUUAGGUAUGGAAGGGAUAGAAGUUUGAAACAAAGAGCAUGUUGGUUUCUUUUAGUUAUGCCAGUGAUCACCAUGGUGAUGCUGUCCGUAACGUAGUCCUCUGGGAUAUCUCCCAUUUACCUCUAGGACAUCGAUGUCCUUCAUUACUUGAAAAGUCAUUGGAUUAAGGCAAUAGCUAGGCAGUUACCUUUUUUUGUUUUUUUUAUUCCCAUUUGAAAGGAUUCUUUCAAAUCAAGAGGACACCGUGAACAUUUCCUCUUCAAGCAUAAUAUAAACGGCAGAAUUAGAGCUUUCUUUGUUAUUAGAAUUUGUUGAAAAUAAAUGGCUACAAUUUUCUCAAAAAAGUAAGCAUGUGAAAUGCGGUGCCAUCAUAUUAAAUGGAUUAAACAAGAUUCAUUCAUCUCAUGACGUUUCUAGUCAUAAAUGACAUUUGAUCACCAAAACCAAACACCUUGAAAUUGACAGAAUUAUGUCAUCUUCAAUGUCCAGAUUCAUGGGUGAAGCACACUAUUAAGUUAUUCCAUGAUUCCAACUUCUGCAUGUCUGUCCUAUCUCUAUGUAGACCAAAUGUUUCUUAAAGAAGAUGGCAUGUCUGAUCAUGUUAAGAUUCUUGCUUUUUAUAGCUUGUAGGCUAUGUUCAUGCCUUCAUUAUUCAUUUGUUUAUGUUGUACAACUACUACGUGCACAAGAUUUACAUGCUUAUUCAGUCGUAACAUCCAAAUUCUUGUUAAAAUUUAACCAAACUGUCGGUCCCACUUUUCUGCUAUUCGACCCUCCGGUUGUGUGGCCCAUGUUGUACUGUCUGAAGUUUGUCUGGUCCUAACUUGUUUGAUUACGUUUGUCACUCUUGUGCCUCUGAAGUUAGUUAAGGCUUAGUAACACUUGUUCAAAACAAAGCAAACUGAUGUAUGGGUUGACUUUAUUCUCUAACAGUAUUUGGCUUCUUUGAAAUACUUCAGAGAUGUAGACCCACCAAUAGCUUUAUUUUGUCUGUCUUCUCUUCCUCUUCAAGGACAGUUACUGAGUUGACCCUCCAAAUAGACUAUAGAGGGAUGCACUGGUGUUGUCUCCUUAGUGGAGAGUGAUGUCCACACAAUUUUUUUAUAGUAUGCCUUCAUGUAUUACUUGAUUAGCCGUUAUCAGACAUUGAACAGCUUACCUCAAGAUGUUAUGUCUCACAAUGAUUUGUACCCAAACCAGUGCAUAUUAUUGAUGUAUUGGACCUCAUUGGAGAGUAAAUGUGAUACAUAUUAUGCAACUUUUGUCACUUUUUUUAUUUUAUUUUAUUUGAUGGUUGUUUCAUGACUCGACUGCUUCUUGACAGCCACCCAUAGGAUGGGGCAAUGCAAGUAGGAAUCCUGGGUGGGGCAGUGGUCUAAGGCACUGCAUCGCAGGGCUAGAGGCAUCACUACAGACCUGGGUUCGAUCCUGGGUCUGUAUCACAAAUUGCCAUGAUUGGGAGUCCCAUAAGGCGGCGCACAAUUGGCCCAGCUUUGUCCGGGUUAGGGGAGGGUUUGGCUGGGGUAGGCCGUCAUUGUAAAAUAAGAAUUUGUUCCUAACUGACCAGCAUGGGAAAAUUUAAAGGUUAAAUAAAAUAAAUAAAAACAGUUAAAUUAGGAUAUUGAAUCAUGAUGUUUCCAUUAAAGAAAUGCUUCGAUAGGCAACCAAAGGAGAGAUGUAUUGGACCGGAAGUUGUUUUAGAUCCACAUCAUAAAGUAACUUAUUUAUGAGACUUCUGUGCAUUUCUAUAUAUAUAUUGUAUGUCACAUGGCUGGUCAAAAUUGUUAUAGUUAAAGAAUGUUACCUUGUAAACUGCGAAACCCAGCUCCUCUAUGACCACCAAAUACAAUCCUGACUGACACUUUGUCGUGAUACAGACUGGCAUAAUAAACUGUGUCCUUACAAAACCAUUGAGUGAAUAGUUAAGUCCUUGGGGGAAAAAAAUAUUUUACACAUCAGCAAAAUGGUCUUCCGUUCAUGCCAAUUGAAAGCCUUAUUGUUGAUAAACGUGGAGGUCACACCUCCCAGGAACACAACUGCUCACAAUUACAGACCCGGUGAAGCCAGUGAGCCAUUGUUGUUCAUUCAAAACACACAACAUGAUUCUAGUGCUUCCCAGUCUUAUCAUCCAUCCAUGUCGUGCACUGUGGCUUCAACUCCUCAAGCAAUUGUUAAUUGGUUGGAGAAAUAUACAAAGAAACACUCAUGCUGUUGUCAUAAAUCCAAACACCCUCUGGAUGUACAACUUGACUGUAGUUUAUUUUGCUCUCGUUUGAUUCUUGCCUUUGGCUUGCUUGCCAUAUUUGUCAAGGGACCUGAAAAAACACAUUGAAAUAGUGUUGAAUCCCAGUAGUGAUAAUACUGGAGUUAUAGUGUGAAUUCAUAAUAAAAGCAAUAUUGGCAAGUGCACUUUGUUGGGUGUUCUAAGCACAACAUCACUAAAAAUGCACUUCAGACAGAGUAGUGUGUAGAGAUUGUUGUUGAUUUACUUAACUAAAUGGUAUUGAAAUUAACAUGGUAAAUUAUUAUAAAGCAAGACUUAUAUUUGUGACAUUUGUAGUACCAUUUUAGCAGUAUGUUGAUUUGAUCAAGAUGUAGUUUUAGUUGGUGUCUGUACAACCGCCCCCCUUAUAUAAAAUGAACCGACUUAAGAUAAUCACGAAUAAACGUUGUGGCUUAGGCAUUUUUAGGCUAGUUUUUAUGCAACUCCUUUAAUUGUGUGUGUGUGUGUUUAGAUUGUUCUCUGUACUACAACAUGUUCUAAGAAUAGGUGGUGGAAGAAGAUUGUAUUUUGUGGACAAGGAAGUCAAUGGAUUGCUAUGCCACAGAACUUAAUGUUUUGAUUACUUUUACAGUACAGUGAGUAGGCAUAGAGUUCUGUAUUUUAAGUGUGUUCGUGUGUGACGAUUUGGGCAGUUAGCUGUCAUGUCUUCAUUAGUGAGUAUGAGGUCGAGUGUGCGACGGUAAUAUGAACCGCUAUCAGCAAAAGGGCAAAGAAAAAGUGUUCAUUCCUGUCUAUUGUAUUUCUUUACCCACUUCCUGGUUUAUAAAUACCGUAAAGAAUAUUGUUUUUUCCUUCUAAUUAUUAACGUGAAAUACAUUUCCUUUGAAACACAAGUGAUGUAUGUAAGAUUCUGGUGCAAUGGCCUGUAAUAGUUUUUGGUUGACUCAUUUUAAAUGUUAUUGUUAAUUUGAGCAUAUUUGAAAAUAAAUUAGCACGUAGGAUACUGUACUAUGUGGGGUAGACUAAUAUGCAUUAACAGACCUUUUUGAAUGAAAUUUAAAGCACUGGUGUAAUUGAAAGCUUGAUGUUGGUGGUUGGUAGUCCUUUGCUUUAACAGCCCUUAUUUUUACUUUGGUUCUGGAUAUAUUAGCGUCUUAUUCAGGAGGGCGUCUCGGUUUGACUCAGUCAUUGGACAUUGCUUUGAAUUAUGCUAGGAUUUGUUUACUCCAAUAGACCAGCCAAGCAAAAUGUAACACAAGCCUGGUCUACGGGCUACAAUCUUGAAUUAUUAUGUGCUUUGACUGUCCGUAUUGCCUCUGCUAGAAUUUCAUUGGCUUCUUGUUUCGCUGCAAUUUUUUUCACCAUAUUGGAAGUUUUGGGUUAAAGUUAGUAAUUGGUCAUAAAGUUGAACGUUAGGCAGGUAUUUUAACCACUAAUAGUCCCUAUCUGGUUUUAGUCCAUAGAAGGGAUAGAAUAUGCCAAGCCGAUGUUGACUUCCCAUGUGACUUCAGCAUGAACUGUAGGUGAUCAUGAAAGUGUUAUUGUGCUUCAUUUAGGCCAAACUAUAAAUUAGGAGGUGCAAAAUGAGCAAGUGGAAAUGCAUGAAAUGCUUUCUCUUUGGCACCUUUCUGUUUUGAAGUACUGCUGCCUGGUGAAGAGCUUGAGCAUGCCUGCAUUCAGUAUUUUCUAGAGCAUUCAGUAAACAUUUAAGUUUUAUUAGCAUGAGAUUGUGAUUUUUGAAUCCAUAUUACCUCAAAUAUAUCAGUUAAAAGUAAUACAUUUAAGUUAAAACAAAUGGUCUCACCUCAAAUGUCCAUUCUAUUUUGAAAGUGACUUUUACUGCUAAUGUAAUAUGAUCAUGUUUUAUUUUGCCUACCUCCUUGAUGCACAGCUACUCUUUGUCUCCUUAGCUCAUAACCACCUACAGUGAGCUACAAAGGUAGUGUGACCGUGACACAUUUGGGGGGGGGGGGAACUUAUGUACAAAAAGUGCUGUAAUUUUGAAACGGUUCACCCGAUAUGGAUGAAAAUACCCUAAAGGUAAAGCUGACAGUCUGCACUUUAACCUCAUAGUCAUCGUAUCAAAUCCAAAGUGCUGGAGUACCGAGCCAAAACGUUUUUCACUGUCCCAACACUUUUGUAGCUCACUGUAUACUAGUGUCUGGAAAAUAUGAAAGCAUAUUAAUCACUUAAUCACAAAAAAAAGUGAGCUUGAUUUUGUGUGUGUGUGUACGUGCGCUUGUAACAUGGAAAGAAAAAUGAUAUCCCAACAACCACUGGAAUGUGAAGCCAAACUGUAUUUUGAUCGAAUGAAAUCUCUUAAGGUCUAACUGUUGUAGCAUACAUGUGAACCUCGUCUCUGGUACAUGUUUUCUAUCCUUCAGAUAAUUGUUGCAACAAGGUACUUUAUGAUUGUUUUUUUUUAAACCCCGUCCUGAAAGUAUCCACCAGGAAUCAUCCUGUUUUUCAUAGUAUGGUGGGUUUUUACUGUAAGUGUGUAAGUUGAGCCAUACGUCUAAAAGUCUAGUUUACAGCUGCAACUGUCUACAACUACCAGAGAUUAGGAGAACGUGUGUAUCUUAAUUACAAAAGCAACAUAACUAAAGCUGUUAUUGAAGUCAAAUUAUGGAGAUGUGGUGUUUGUGUGAAGGGAAAUCGUAUUGCAUCCAGCCUUAAGCCUUCAAACGAAAAACAAAUCUAGACCUUAAUUUGUGAUCAUGCUACCACCACAACUCCCAUCACCUCUCCCAACCAACUGACCUUUGACUUUUAAACUGAAGCAUAGGUAUGUGAUUUACAGGAAUAGGGGUUAGAGAUUUAUUCCGUAAAAGACACACACACACACACCCUUCCAACCCUGAACAAAUCUCCAACAUGUUCAUUAUUUUGACAUUGCAAUCCUUGAAAGCACUUUGCCUUGUUAUAUAAUUGUGUGCUACUGAAUGGUUAUUUCUUACAAAAUGUUCUGAAAAUGUAUAAAAUACAUUAUUUAAUGAUUUUAGUGAAACAGUGUAAUCUGCAUUGACCUUUCUGACAUUACAGGAGAAAUUUAACAAACCAAGGCAUUGAAACCGGAUCGAUUUUAUACAAUGUAUGCUACAGCAUUUGAGUCUUGUCAUUCAGUGUUGUGGCUUAGGAUUGGUUAUGUUUAAAUAAAUUGCUAUUGCUUAAUA